This is a messenger RNA of Scophthalmus maximus (turbot), 8178 nucleotides long. RefSeq names its product NBR1 autophagy cargo receptor b (gene nbr1b). Gene Ontology annotation, cellular component: phagophore assembly site. Bases 260 to 3559 code for a protein of 1099 amino acids. The transcript has 24 exons. Lineage: Eukaryota; Metazoa; Chordata; Actinopteri; Pleuronectiformes; Scophthalmidae. Gene Ontology annotation, biological process: macroautophagy. Gene Ontology annotation, molecular function: ubiquitin binding. The record is from RefSeq and is a predicted model, not a curated record.
CCUCCGUCCUCCUGCGGUACUUCCCCUCCGCGCCACUAUGACGUGCGGGCGGAAGUGGCGCUCGCUGUUCCGGACACAUGGUGCAGGGUGGGCGUGGCCAGGGCGCUGAUGUAAACACAAAAUACGCCUCAUCCCCGCCGUCGGGUAGACCACAGUGGACUGAAUUGACGAGAUUAACCCAGAUCGCCGCCGCCGGUCCGCGAAAAACGCCUCUUGUCCGCCCCGUGUAAUAUGCGUUAAAGCGCAGACAAGCGACGCCAUGGACUUCUACAUCAACCUGAAGGUGAAUUUCAGGGGAAAUUCCAAGAAUUUCCUGCUGUCGGGAUCGGAGACCAAGAGCUGGGAGUCGAUGGAGGCCAUGGUGAAGCGUUCCUUUGGCCUGUGCAGCCUCCAGCUCACCUAUUUUGAUGAGGAAAACGAGGAGGUGUCCAUAAACAGUCAAGUGGAGUAUGAGGAGGCGUUAAAGAUACUGAAAGAUGCCCCACUAGUGCUCUGGGGCUCAGAUUCAAUAUACACAACUAGGACAAAAGGUUUGGAGGCAGAGGACAGAACCGCGGCUGGGCAGCAUAUUUUGAAUGGACCAAUCUGUAGUCGACACACCGCCAAACCCACAAAUCCAGCCAGUCAGAGUGAAUCACUAACCGCAGCGAGGCAGGGGAACCGACUGCACAUGAACGUGUAUGAGACUCGGGGCCUGCCGGCACGGGUCCCCACCACCAAGGCCAGCGGAGCAGAGCCCAAACGGGGCUUCAGACCCCCACAGCACUGCCCUGCCCUGGCCCAGGUGGUCAGUCGCAAGGUCCAGGCCGCAGUGCCAGAACAGGGCAUGGUGAUUCUGAAAGAAGUGAAAGGGACCAAAGAAGAAGACAAGACUCCUCCAGCUUGGUUCACCUCCUACAUGGAGAAGUUUAAGGACCAGGUGGUUCGCGAGGCAGUGGAGAAGAUCUGCAGGGAGUUCUCUGGACAGUGCUGCAUCCACAAGCCCCUGGGAGGAGGCGGGACAGCAGGGGGAGCAGGGGGAGGUAGAGGGGAAGCCGUGGGCGGAGCAGAGGCGCAGCAGAUCCCUGAGGUGUCCUCCACUCUGCCUGGAGCGCCAUCCUCCUCCACUCCUCCCUGCUCCUCCUGCAGGGGACAGACCACUGGAGGAGGCUACCAGUGCAGUGUGUGUACGUCCUGUACUCUGUGCGAGCCCUGCAGUUUCUCUCAUGAUCCCAGUCACAACCUGGUGAGAGCCAGGACUCCUCUGUCCAUCCCGGAACACGGAUCGCCGGCCCCCGACCACAGCAAGUUCUACAGGCGAGGUGACCGCAGUUUCCGGAAGGCGGAAAAGCAGCGGCUGAAAGCAGAGAAGCGCCUGCUGAAGGCAGAGGUCAAAGAGAUCCGCAAACAGCUGAGGAUGGAGCGGCGGGGCAUACAGUGGAGCUCCUCCCAGAGAGAUGGAAGCUCCUCCCCUGUCCUCCUGCAGCCUCGGGCCACCCAGCAUAACAGCCCAGAGCGUCCAAAACGUCCCUGUCCACUGGUGGUUCCAACCAUGACGGCUGCAUUUCUGGAUGAGAACCUUCCUGAUGGAACCCGACUGCGUCCUGGGACCAAGUUUAUCAAGUACUGGAAGAUGAGGAACACUGGGACCAUCAGCUGGAGUGCUGACACUAAGCUGAAGUUCAUGUGGGGAAACCUGGCGGUGGGAUCUGGGGACCGUUGGAGAGAAGUGUCUGUUCCCUUCCUUCAACCAGGACAGGUCGGAAUCGUGAGUGUUGCACUGUGUGCUCCCACUGUGGACGGCUCCUACACCUCCCACUGGCGCCUAGCCCACACCGGAGAGCAAUUUGGACCGAGGGUGUGGUGCAGCAUCGUGGUCGACCCUCUGGCCCCAGCACCCAUGAUGGCUGAUGGGAUCCUGGUGUCGCCCUGUGUCACACCACAGGGUAAGAACCCAGUGGUAAAGGAUGGAAAAGCCUGCAUAGCCUCUCGGGAGCAGCCUUUAAUGUCAGUGGACCAAGAAGAGUACUACAUCCCCUCCGUAGACCUGCUCACUGCACAGGAUCUUCUGUCUUUCGAGCUGCUGGACAUCAACAUCGUCCAAGAGUUGGAAAGUGUCCCAAACAACACCCCUUCUGACAUGACUCCCUGCAUAUCUCCUCUGCCUCAAGAUGGCCACCUGCAGGACAAGAGCAGUCCCUCUCUGGGACUCAUCCAGGAAGAGACAGAUGUCAUCAACAGCAUCAUGGAUGUCCCCCAUGGGGCGGGAUCUGGAGCUGAGGGGGGCGGAGUCCCAGCUCAGGAGGAGGGGGAGGAUGAUAUCAGUGGCAGUCAAUUUGUUUGUGAGACUGUGAUUCGCUCGAUGACCUUGGAGGAGGCCCCUGACCACGCCCCUCUGAGAGGGUCCCGCCCAGGGACAGUUGCGCGUCCGGCUGCUCAGAGCAGCUCGUCCUCCUCCUCCUUCUCAAGUGUAAAGAGUAAAACACUGAAAACAGAGGAGACCCCAGAGGGUAACCCCGGCAGCUCAACCCCCCACACCCUCAAACCACCAGCUACGCUGAAGGCGUCCCUCCCCUCCACGCUGAAAGCCUCCCUGCCUGCUCCCAUGUCUGUGGCUCCCGGCCCCAGCUCAGCACCGACCCUGCACCACACUUCAGCCAGGGCCUCCACAGCCGCAGAUGAUGUGGAUGAGUUCCACAUGGAGAGCAUCUGUGUGGAGUCCAGUGGUAAGGAGAGAGAGAAGGAGCCUGAGGAGGUGAAGGAGAAAGAGGGAGGGGAGAAGAAGACGAGAAGUCGCUCCUCCUCUACCUCUUCAGAGGAUUACAUCAUUAUCCUCCCUGACUGCUUCGACACCAGCCGCCCACUGGGGGAGUCCAUGUAUAGCUCUGCUCUGUCCCAGCCUGGUGACAUCCCAGCCAAAAGCCCCACAGACCCAGAUACUCCAUCUUCUGACCUCAGCGACCACCCAGGCAGUGCUGCUGCGGCGGGGGAGCUAGCUGAGGCGAAUGAAGACGCAGCAGCCCCAGGCACAGAGUUAUCUGGCACCAGCAGUGCCAACGACAUGCUCUGUACCUCUCAGACGCUUGAUGAUGAGCCGCUGACACCUGAAGUGGUGGCUCCACCGAAAGCCAUCGUCACACCAAGUCCAGAGAGCAGCGGAGAAAUAGACAUUGACGCUGCAGCUGCUGCUUCUGCUGGGGAAGGAGCAGAGAGCUCUGAAUUAUACCAAACUGAGGAUGCCUCUGGUCCUGAACAAACUCAGACAGAUACUGGAGAUACUGAGGACACAGAGGACAACCCUGAGGACCCCAGGCACCCAGGCAUUACCAGUGGCCUGGUGAAGGGAGCUCUGUCAGUAGCUGCUUCUGCUUAUAAAGCCCUGUUUACUGGACAAGGCCCCACACAGCCUCCAGUGGACGCUUCCACCCAAGACACCAUGAUGGCUGUGCUGGUGGAGAUGGGCUUUGGGGACCGGCUGCUGAACCAGCGACUGCUGAAGAAACACAACUACAACCUGCUGGACGUGGUCAACGAGCUUGUUCAGAUGACUGACAAUGACUGGUACUCCACACGGUACUGACAUAAGAGAUGAAGUGGAGGUUAAAGAAAAAAAGAGAGAGAUUGAGGUGAAACCCAAGAAAUGAUGGAUGAAGAAAGAGGAGGAGGAAAGAUGUGAGCCAAGAACUUCAUUUCUGCUAACCUACCUUUUUAGCUUCAUGCUUCUGCCCAUCUCUGUUCUGACUGGUCCAGUUGUGGAGAGCCAAUCUUCUCUGUGACAACAUACAGGGAAACAUCCCACCAUCAAACCCCCAAUGUCUGUGGUGUUACUUUCAGUGUAGGCAUUGAAAGUGACAGGGGGGUUUCACUGCUAACUCAUUAAAGAGUUGAAGAAAGAGACAUCCCUAAAGGCUCACAGGAGCUAUGUGUAGCAUUUCUAAAAGUGAAGAUCACAUAUCACAUGAGCACUACAGAAGCCUGCAAAGGUGAUGUUGUUCUGUUCAAAGAGAAGUUAAGCUACUAAAAGUGCUAGUGACACCACAAAGCUUGGUUAACUAUGAAGACAAACCAGUUCCAGCAAUCCAGCAGGUUUCACAAUUAAUGUGAGAGUCAGGUAAAUACACCAACAUUAAAAUAAAAAUGAUAGUAAUUAUAUGUUAGCAUUGAAAUGCUACACAUAGCACCAUUCUGCUUUUCACUUUAGCCCAGCUCAGUGAUGAAGUACAAAUAUCACGUAUUCUCAUCUGCACUGAGAACAAUAGUGUCACUUUUGUAUGUAGCUAGCUAAGUCAGAGAAUGUGUACAUAUGCUAGUCAGUCUGAGUUUGCAAAUCCACAUUGAAUUUAUUCUCGGUGUUACUAUACAUGCUUUUAACAAGGCGUUUCUGGGUGCUUGAUGGUCCCACUGGAGCAUCCAUCGUUUUGCCCUGUUCUACCCCAGAGUUCUGUUACCCUACCCUGACGGGUCUCAACAAAAUAGCGUAGAGGCCCAGUCACACCAGAGACCGGCUCACUUUUCUGCAUGUCCUUGCAAAAGAAUGUGGUGACUUAAACUGCUGUAACUGUCGAGCUAAUGGCUUGUGCUGUCAUAACAGCCCUCCAAGCUAAUGGGACAGUAAGGUCGCACAUUUUAUUCAAAAGUAUGAACAUUGAAUCCUGUUUGACAUCAGUCUUGGUACAAUGCACAAUUCUUCACAUUAAAGCUGUCAGUAGUUCCAUUGAAAUAAACGGAGUCCACCGCAUUUUUUUAAAAUGUCGGCGUGUCUGGGCCUGGAGGUUUGAGGCUUGUGUCCCGUUCAGGUUUUGUAGUUUUCAAAAAUAAUCCAUUACAAACUUUCUCUCUGUGGCUGUCUCAUUGCACCAUUGUCUCCAUUCAUGCAUCAUGCGUGCCUGCGUGCAUGUUUUAGGUAGACACACAAUGCCCAAGAGAUGGAGAGUUUCCACUGCCUUGAAUUAGCCUGGCAAACCAAUGGUUAGUAAUAGCUCAAAUGAGCAAAAAUAUAUAGCUAUUGUCACUUGAAGACAUACUUUUUGAUCCUUCACCUAAGGGUUGGUCAAAUUGAUGAUAUACACUGGAAGAUGUGCAAUUUAUCCCGAGUCUGAGACUUUAACUUACUCUUUGUUCCUAGGUAUUGAUCCUUUUCAAUAUAUCUGGUUUUCUUUGACAGUUUAUGGGGAGUUUGUGGGCAAUGUUGCAAAAAAAUAAGGUUUAAAUAUUAGAUUUUUGUGUAACUUGUGAUAAAUGUAAGGGAGUACUUUGAUUUGUCAUGACUAUAUUAGCCAAAAACAGACAUUCCCAUCUGGUGGUUUUAUGUAGAAACAAUCAAUUAAUUUCCAAGAACUUACAAUGUUCUCACUCAAAGAAAGACAUAUGCCAUGAUAUCAUUGAUAUAUCAAAUAUAUAUGGUUGUAUCAUCCACACUGCCAUGCCCCAAUCACAUUAGGUACACUGGCAAGUAUUUGAAUAGAGACACUUUGAAAAAGUAAUUAUAUGAGGAGCCUCAGAGUUUGGUACAAGGUGAUAAUCUGUGCUCAUUCAGGUCCAAAUAUCUUAGAUGUGGCUGCAUUUUUUUAUGAAUAUUAAUUUUUGUUAUGUAUUGUCAACAUUACUGAAGAAUAUAUAGGGAUGUCACACACCAAUUACUGUACUGUAUGCAUAAUCAGCUGUACGUAGAAGAGUAAACGACUACUGGAAGCGGAAAAACAUUCCCCUAUGGGAAUUAAUAGUAAUUUGCACUACAAACUUACAGCUCACAGGGACCUUUCGUUCAUAACCUUAACUUAAGUUACUUUCACCUCUUUCUCACAUUGUUGACCAGUCAGUCAAGCAUCUUCCCUGAUGUAGUCAUUGUUCUGAACAUGAGCUGUUUCUCACAAGGAUUUCCUGUGUUCCCCAAAACCCUCUGGUCAGAUCGAAGGUCUCACUGUGCUUCAAAUGAACUAGUUCAUUCAAGUCAUCUGAAGCCGGUGUUUCUACAGCACCUGCUCACAUUUGCCACACCUGAUGGCUGGGUCCUACCCUGACUGCUGGGGAAAACAGCAAACACUUUAUGGCUGCUAGUCCGUCAGUUUGGUUUGCUUGUGCUUGGCACAGACUAAACAACCGCAUCAAGACCACCUUGAUUGGUUCAUUUGUUAUUUCUUGAUAGUAGAUAUGGGGUUUCCGCAUGAAGCAAAUUCAUAUGGGUUUGAUAACCAUGGCAACCUAUUUCAAUCUGUUUGUCGCUGUUCAAGUGGCUCCAGUGGUGGUGAUACGAGAUGACAUGACCAAAAUGGUCCUACUAAUAAUUUUAACAUUAUCAAUUUUACAACAGACCAGAAACAUAUAUAUAUAUAUAUAUUUAAAAAAAAAAUAAGAACGACCAAAUAAACUUAAGUACAGGUGCGAGAGUGAUAGAUGACUUAAUAACUUCUUUGUUUGAAGCAAACAGGGGCCUGGAGUUAACAAAAUGUGAACUUUUGUAACAUUUCACUCACUCUUUCUCUUCUUUCAACAUUACACCAAACAGUUGUUUAAGAAUCCCCCUGAGACAGGUUUUUAAAAUCACUUUGAAAAACAAAAGGCUGCUCAAAGUGACUGCUGAGGUGGGUUAGAUGGGGCAGAGUCAAUGAUUUCAUUGAAGCCCCUUCAACAGAGCUAAUAUUGGUUUGUAUUUUGCACUCCUGUCACUUGUUUUGUGUAGUAUGCUAAGGUUCUGGGCCUGAUACUACUCUUCCUGUGGCAGAGAAUGUACAGGACGCUCUGUCCAAAAUUAAACUGGAAUCAAACUGUGUGUAACAAUGUGAAACAUGUUUUUUUUUCUUCAUAAAUGUAUGCAUAUAUAUAUAUAUAUAUAUAUAUAUAUAUAUAUAUAUAUAUAUAUAUAUACACACACACAGAACCUCCUAGUUGGAAGCAAUGACUAUCAGUUAACAUAAGUUAAGGUUAAGAAUUUUUCUUCGAAUGCUUGAAGGCUGUUUGGAAAUAUAAAAAUUCAUAGAUGUGGAUGUUGUAUUACCAAGCUUUUGUGUGGUGCUUGAAUUUGCUCUGCUGUAUGUGUGUGUGUUAGUGUUAAACUUUGUUAGAAAUGUUACCAGAUUUUUUUGAGGAUUGUCUUCAAGUUUGCACGUGAGAGAACUUGAAGGAUUUGUGGUUUGUGUUGGACAAAUUGUUUGAUAAAACAGCACUUGUUGUAGGAUUAUGAUAAAUUGUGUGCUGAUACCAGUGGUUUUAAAAAAAGAAAAGAAAAAAAGAUUUAAGCAGAGCGAUACAGUUUAUUUUAUUUUUUUUGCCAAUCUGUGAAUUCAAAAUAAAACUGCUCUCUUGAGAAAACCAUAGGGACAAUGUCUGCAAUGAAAUUUAAAGAAAUAGUUCUCAUAAUGUUGAGCUACACAUUGGCUUUUACACAGUGAUUUACAUAUUUGGAGCUCAGCCACAAACUCAAUAUUUCAGCUCCUGACUCCUGACUCCUGACUCCUGACUCCUGACUCACGCAGAGUGAUGAGGAUAUGUGGUGGAGAUUUCAAUGGGACGUUUUCCACUCAGCAGUGCUUAUUUUACCAUAUCGGAGUUCAUUGACAAUACAUGGGUACACUUGAGUUGAGUGUUGAGUUCAAACAGACAGUCUCACCUGUAUAAUGUUAAGGGACUGUGGAUGUGGUGUUACCAGCAGAAUGAUGAGAACUGUUGUAAUGUAGACAUUUGGUGACAAGAAUUUAAAAAGUAAAAGGGGAAUUUGUGAUGUUUUUUUUAUUGUUUUUUAUUUGGGGUUGUCCAUUUGAGUUAAUCUCAAGCUGCAUUAUAAAUGCCUGCAGUAAACUCUGUUACCCACCGUAGCUUCACUUGAAGAAUGCUAUGGUUCCUUCGACAUUUUGCAUCACAUUCUCGCAACGGUAUCUCACCACAGUCCCUUUAAAACAUGAAGGAUUCUUAUAAAAAAAACCUGCGGCACAUAUCCAAACCAAACCCCGGUGUGGUGAACGGAGUAUGUGCACCUGGUGAAGGUGAAGAGUUUUACAUGCUGUACCGUGUCAUUUUUGCUUUAAUUAAAAGUGAGUGUGUUCCACACAGGGCUGGCAGGUGAAAUAUGUUCAUCGGGGUAAGGAAACUAUAGUAUUUAAGGAAAAAAAGAACAGCUGGAUUGUUUGAGGUUUUUUUCUGUGUUGUACUUUAUGAACAUGGUGUACAAAUGAAUCUGUCUCCAAUUAAAGUCAAUACAAUUGA